CUUAAAUGACGUCACGCUGGUAAUAUUUAACAGACUGAAAUCUAACCCAGCGGAUAACUUCAGUACCAGCUGCUCGAUGUUCUUGUAAAGAUUGGAUCAAAACGUCCCCACACAGAGCCACGUACUGGACAGGCGGGGAAGGAACGACAUCUUGUUUCUAGUGUUUUCCUUGGAUUUCAGCUCCGAAGCAACCUAGCCGGUUUGCUAAGCUAAGCUAACGUUGAGAGGCUAACCUUUUCUGUGAGUUUGCUAGCCGGGGAGUAAGCAACAGAGUCUCGACAAAACUUGUCCAUUCACCAGACUACCCAACGUUUGCCAGUAUGGAAAACAAAUACAACCAGAAGAGUCCUGCGGUGAAGAGGCUGAUGAAAGAAGCUGCUGAAUUGAGGGAUCCCACUGAGCACUACCAUGCUCAGCCACUGGAGGAUAACCUCUUUGAAUGGCACUUUUCUGUGCGUGGGCCCCCAGACUCAGAUUUUGAUGGUGGGGUUUACCAUGGCAGGAUCAUACUUCCCCCAGAGUACCCCAUGAAGCCCCCCAGCAUCAUCCUCCUCACACCAAAUGGAAGAUUUGAGGUUGGGAAAAAGAUCUGUUUGAGCAUCUCUGGCCACCAUCCUGAGACCUGGCAGCCAUCGUGGAGUAUCCGAACUGCCCUAAUAGCUAUAAUCGGAUUCAUGCCUACGAAAGGAGAGGGUGCAAUAGGAUCUCUUGAUUAUACUCCAGAAGAGAGGAGAGCCCUUGCCAAAAAAUCCCAGGACUUCUGCUGCGAAAGCUGUGGCUGUUCCAUGCACUCAGCCCUCCUGGCUCUGGACCCCAACGGUAACCCAAGCGCUGAGGAUGACAAGGCCAAAGAACUGGCUCAGCAAAUCAACUUUAAGGCAGAGUCCAGCUCCCCCAGACAGGCAAGUGCAAGUGAAGUUGCUGAGAGUGAGCCUUCAACAUUCACCCAGGAAAACGCCUCCGUCUCUGCUGAAAGACCCCAGACUGAGCAGUCAGAGUCAUCUCCAGCGGCAGAAGUAGAGGGACCCCAGACCCCCACCGACACCAGCUCCGGCCGGCCCAUGAGCCCCCGGCAACGGCGUGCCCAGCAGCAGGGCCUGAGGGACGGCAGAGAGUCGGCCUCUAGCAGAGCUUCCUUUGCCCCGGCUCCUCCACAGCAUGCAGUCGAAAGCCACGCCGGUUCUGUCGUCCUCAUCGUGCUGCUCACUCUGGCUUUGGCUGCACUUAUCUUCCGCAGGAUCUACCUGGCAAACGAGUACAAGUUUAACUAUGAUUUGUGAUGCCCCCCCCCCAGGCUGAAGCAGAGCUGAGGCAUAGCUAACACUGACUGUCUGCCCUCCCUACUCAGCAGCAGAGGGUUUGGCCGCUGGUAGGAGGGGAGGCGCUCCACUCACCACAAAAUCUCCAGGGUGUCUUUCAGUCCAUGUGAAUUUUACUCCCCAGAGCUUCAUGUGUUUUCCAGAAGAGGAGACUUUGUUGUUUGUGAUGAGUUCAGCAGCCACCACACGCCCCCCUUCUGUAACUGUCUAUCUUAGGGCUGUACACUUAAUUAAAUCUGAAUUAAUGGGGGAUUUUUCUCUGAAUAAUUUUUUACUGAUGAAAUUCUCUACAUGAGCUGAAAUGUGUUCCUGUGUUUCAAAUUCCCAGCAGGCCGGCUCAGUGGGCAGGGAUCAGUUUUAGUGGUUGACCCAACCAGCAGAAAGGUCAACGGAAGUCAUUGUGUCACAAAAACCAGAACCUGACGCGUAGGCCUGGCUACAGCUUUUAAAUCGGAAGCAGCAGGUUUAUCAUCACGUUUCUGCUGCAGCAGAAGCUUCCCUGCUCUCUUCAGGGAUACUAGCAGCACAACAGGUUCAAAACUUCAGGAUCAGGCCGUCCAGUAGCUGGUGUCUGAUCGGUUUGGUGAUGGUAUGCAGGAUGGUUUUGUUGGGUCUCAACUCUACUAAAUAUGUUAAUGGUUGUCUCUGCAGUCUCAAGCCUACUUUAGCUGCCCACAACAAACUCUACUCAUUGUAAGAAAAAGAAGUACCACGUUUUUAAAAAUAAGACUCAAACCUAACCCUUUUUCACAAGAGCCUUCUGUACAGGAAGCAGUGUGAGAUCCUGCAGUCCAGCAGAUGUUAGCAGCCACCCGGAAGCAGAAAUGCUAACACGUAGCAUAGCAACAUGACGGGAGAAACUCUGCUACAAGCAUCGGCAUCCAGACCAAACACAGUUUAAACCCCAGCAGUUCUAUGGGAACGUAAAGAAACAUGAGAACAUCUCUGUCCACUUUAGAGCUUCUGAUCAUUUCUCCACACAAAUAAGGACUCACAUGAAAGCAGCGACUCUGCUGUUACAAAGAUGACUGCCUCAUCAGCAGCCAAAGGGUAGCAAAGAAAAACAGUAGUUUAACAAUAUAGUUCAACCCCUAAAAUAGUUUAGGUGCACAAUACAAGUUCAUGAAAUAUUAACCUUAAAUCUUUAAAAAACCUUACACAAAACCACAUCAAAGUGUUUUUAGCUCAGUUUUCUUAGGUCUGAUUAGUUUUUAAAUCUGUUUCCUUUCAGAUUUAAUGGGUUAGGAUGAUAUACAUAUGAUGGUUUGUAGUGUCUCAUUAAAGUCGUUCUAUUUACAGUUUAAA
Molecule: messenger RNA, 2624 nt
Organism: Melanotaenia boesemani (Boeseman's rainbowfish)
Lineage: Eukaryota; Metazoa; Chordata; Actinopteri; Atheriniformes; Melanotaeniidae
Gene: ube2j1
Product: ubiquitin-conjugating enzyme E2, J1
Exons: 8
Coding region: 321-1280 (319 amino acids)
Source: RefSeq, a predicted model, not a curated record